AUGGAUGACUUUGCGAAGCUGGGAGCUAACGCCUUCGCGAAGAUGGAGAAAGUGAAUUCAGAGCUUCUGGCACUCACUUACGGAUCCAUCGUCUCACAGCUCAUCAAGGAUAUCGAGUUCACAGAGGGUGUUAACACACAACUCGUAUCGAUGGGCAAGAAUAUCGGUGUGAGACUUGUAGAUGAAGUAUUGGCCAAGUUAGGAUGCACUCCAUGCUCAGACUUUAGAACGACUGUAGAGGCUAUCGCAAAGGUCGGACUCAAGAUGUUCCUAGGAAUCACUGGUGAGGUUAUCGUCGUAGAUGAAGCGAAUAACCGCUAUAAUAUUUCCUUUCAAGAGAAUCCUCUGGACCAGUUUGUAGAGAUACCAGAAAACCUAGCGGGACUGGCGUACUCAAAUAUCAUAUGUGGAGUUAUAAUAGGUGCUCUUGAGCAGUUGCAAAUUAAAGUAAAAUGUGAAUUUGUCAAGGAUAUGCUAAAGGGUCACGACGCAUACGAAAUAUCCAUCAAACUGGAUUCUACUACGGGUGCGGAUCGUGAGUAA
Molecule: messenger RNA, 543 nt
Organism: Babesia sp. Xinjiang
Lineage: Eukaryota; Apicomplexa; Aconoidasida; Piroplasmida; Babesiidae
Gene: trappc3
Product: Trafficking protein particle complex subunit 3
Exons: 6
Coding region: 1-543 (180 amino acids)
Biological process (GO): intra-Golgi vesicle-mediated transport; endoplasmic reticulum to Golgi vesicle-mediated transport
Cellular component (GO): cytosol; TRAPP complex; cis-Golgi network membrane
Source: RefSeq, a predicted model, not a curated record